Messenger RNA from Macrosteles quadrilineatus (aster leafhopper), 1945 nucleotides. Its product is annotated as potassium channel subfamily K member 15-like. Lineage: Eukaryota; Metazoa; Arthropoda; Insecta; Hemiptera; Cicadellidae. Gene Ontology annotation, cellular component: membrane. The coding region runs from base 142 to 1329 and encodes 395 amino acids. Gene Ontology annotation, biological process: stabilization of membrane potential; potassium ion transmembrane transport. The record is from RefSeq and is a predicted model, not a curated record. The transcript is spliced from 7 exons. Gene Ontology annotation, molecular function: potassium ion leak channel activity.
AGCGACGCCGCGAACGUUGGACGUGUUUUUACUUGACAUACGUGAAAGAACGUUACGUGUAGCAUUCCACCUGUGUUGUGAAACACGCCUAUGCUCCGCUGUGGAGUGCUACAGGGAUAGGGUGGCUGCGGGAGGACGUCCAUGCCCUCUGGAGGGGUCCACGGCGUCCCCACGCGCUGCCUCUCCACCCUCCUUGUCCAGAACCUCGCCCUCACGGUGCUCGUCCUCGGCUACGUCCUCCUCGGAGGUGUGGUCUUCCAGAGGUUGGAGUCAGGUCACGAGUUUAGACAGAGAGCCGCCGUCCGUCAUUUCAGGGACGAGUGUCUUAGAGAACUCUGGCUCAUAACAGAGCGUCUAAAUGUCUUGUACGAGCAGAACUGGACUCACCUUGUCGACGCGCAGCUGCGGAAAUUCGAGCGAAGUGUCGUCGAAGCAACAAAAAAUAGCGGAAUGGAGCUGAGAGAAAGAGAGCUCCACUGGACUUUCAGUGGGGCAGUGCUCUACAGUGUAACUAUAAUUACGACCAUAGGUUACGGCAACAUAGCCCCACGGACAGCCGAGGGGAAGGUCGUGACUAUGGUGUAUGCCUUAGUUGGAGUGCCUCUGAUGCUUGUGUGUCUGUCAAACCUGGGAACGACGUUAGCCCACACCUUCCAGAUUGGCUACUCACGUCUGUGCUGUUCCGCCCCUGUACAAAGGAACAGCAAGGCAAGUAGUCGGCCAGCUCGCCACCACAAGGCCGAGGCUAGAGGGACCCUAGUGGCUGUGGCGACAGACAACGGCAAGCCUGUUUGCUCCCUCACACCAGAGGCAAGACAGCUGCUGAGGAAACACCAGCCUCACGAGAGGGAGUCGGACGAUGACGACCCGGAACACGCUAAAAGGCCGUCUCAGCAUGACACACCCUCAAGAGUGCCUCUUAUUUGGCGGGCCCCUGGAGAGUCUCGACGAGCCCCAACCCCGCCUCCACGCAAGACUCCUCCCCUGAGGAAGACAACUCCUCAGAGAGUUCCUCCAGUAGUGGUCCUACUGCUACUCGGGCUCUACUUCGGCCUGGGAGCGUUUGCCUUCGCUUCCUGGGAGUCGUGGAGUUUCCUGGACGGAGCUUAUUUCUGCUUUGUCGCACUGAGUACCAUCGGGUUCGGUGACAUGGCCCCAGUGAGGCUUCAAGACGGAGCGUGGCAGACUGGGGCUUGUUGUACCUACCUGGUCCUGGGACUGGUCAUCAUCGCCAUGUCCUUCUCACUACUACAGAAUGAGGUGGUCACGAGGGGAAGGCACUUCGCCAGUGCCGUAGGUCUCGUCAAACGUGAAGACCUCAGUGUAUGACGUCACGCCAAGGCUAACUCUGUCUAAUCUGGUUGGCCAUUCUUGUCAAGUCGCUUGCACAGCUGGAUCAUUGGGGUUUGGAAACAUCGUCUUCUCCACAUCUUUACUACUUCGUGGGCGUACAAGAGUAGUACAAGCUAGACCAGGUCUGAUCCGUCGGAAUCUCACUAAUUCCAUCUCUGAUCACAGAAACGUAUUGAAGAAAUAUCUAACAUUUUCCCAAGUUCCUUUAAGAAUUUAAAGAAGAAGGAAAUUAUUGCCAGCGGCGUGAAAGUUUUUUUUAAUUGGUCGAUUUUGAACCUAGAAGGAAAACUCAACCAAACAUGGAUUCAAUUAGCAUUUUUAUACACCCCCCCUUCAAACACUGAUGGGUGACUUAGUAUCGUAUGGUUACGUGAAGUAACCAUGCUAAUUUUAGAAGCAUCAAAGCUUAAUCACAGGUAUGUCACAGCCUGUAAUCCUAUAAGAGAACAAUAUUUAAAAACAUCACUAUAGUUUUGUUACGUUGUGGAAAACAUUAUCCCAUGAUAUUGUACAGUAACGAUGGUAUUUUCUUAUGGAUUUCCAGUUUUGUAAUGUAUAUUGUGUAUAUUGGUUUAUUGAAUAAAUAAUUGUU